AAAGUCAUAAAAUUUUUAUGGUAUUAGAGACAAUAAACUUAAACAAGCACAGCAGGAAGAAUGGAACGAGCAAGGGAGCCGUUACAAAGGAAAAUUUCCCGUUACUACUACGACUAUAUUAAGCGAUGUGAUGUGAGGUUGACACUAAGAUUUGUGAAGAUGACGGCGAUUGGGUCAACAAGUAGUUUCCAGAAAAAGGGGAGGCCUAAAGCCCCUUCAAUACCUGGGACACGCACAUCCAUUCACAAUGCCCAACUCUUAGUUUCUACUGGAAUACCCUCCUUGGAUUAUUUACUGGGUGGUGGACUGCCAGUAGGCUCAGUUCUUCUUCUAGAGCAAGAUACUUAUGAUGUAUACAGCAAGUUAUUUCUGAAGUAUUUUCUAGCCGAAGGUGUAGUAAAUAAACAUUUGCUAACUGUGGCUAGUUUGGAUAUUAAUCCUACAAGUAUCACAGAGAACCUACCAGCACCUACAGAUACUACUCCCUUAUCCGAUGUUUCUGAAUCAUCAUCUGAUAAAGAAAUGACAAUUGCUUGGAGGUACCAGAAUAAAAAGUCACCCAUGUCUUCAUUAGACUACAGCAGGUUUGGACAUGAUUAUGAUCUAACAAAAGUGAUCUCUAAUGAAAUUAUUUCUGCUGUUGAUAUAGAGCUGUGGGAUGCAAGUUGUAUUCAAGUAACCAAUCCAGGAUCUUUUGGUAAGGAAUUCUGGUCGUUGCUGAAGUUUAUCCAAAAACGAAUUGAGGUUUCCCACCUUUCCACUCAGUCCAGUACUCCAAAAACAAAUGUGAUGCGUCUUGGAUUGCAUUCCUUAGGGUCACCUCUUUGGGGAAGUGAGUUUGGGAAAAGCGAGAAAGAACAUCGGUGGCAAAAUUUAACAGGAUUUUUCUAUUUGCUUAGAGCCUUAGUAAGAAACUCAUUUAGUGUGUGUAUGAUAUCUGUUCCUUCACAUCUCUUUGUUGAUCCUGCUUUGAUAUUUAGAAUAAGAGCUAUGUGUGAUUAUGCAGUAAGGUUGGAAUCAUUUCAAGGUUCAGAUAAAGAAACUAACCCAGUUUUCAAAGAUUAUCAUGGACUCUUUCAUAUUGAAAAACUAGCCACCAUUAAUAGUUUAGUCCCAACCAUUCUAGAUUCUACAGACUGGGUGUUCAAGUUAAAGAGACGUAAACUAACAAUUGAGAGACUUCAUCUACCUCCAGAGUUGUCAGAAACUGUAAACAGAAGCCAGGAGGAUCCUGUUGGGAAGACCAGCAGUCCUGCAUGCAUGGGAGGUGCACUUCCUAGAAAUUUAGAUUUUUAGGACAUUUUAUGUAAGAUUUAGAUUAAUCAGUGUUAUGUAUUUCACAACAAAUCAAUUAAAUUUUAAACCACUGUUAUUCCUUUACAUGUAAGUUGCAGAAAUUGUAAUAUUUUUCUUGUUAUAUGUCAUCUAAUACUGGAAUAAGAAACAACACUUUAUGUUUGCAAUUAUUUUUAAAUGGGAGACAAGUAUAAUUUUAAAAGCUGAACAGCAUUUUCUGUAGUAAGGAACAAUUGAAAAAGCAACAGUGACUAAUUACUGUAUUUAGUAGUCAAUUUAUGUUUCUUGAUAAUUCGUGGAAUACCUUAUAGUUUUUGAAAAAUAUUUACUAUGUAACUACCUAGUAGACCCAACUAUGACUACAGUACUGUGAGGAAGAUGACCUGCAAUGUGAUACAGGUCAUAGCCUUCAGUAGCAUAUUAAAUUGCAUAAACUAGUAAGUAGUAUGAGCAUUUUUGCCCAUGCAUACAUUAUAUCAUUUAGGCAUGUAAAGGUGGAGUGAUUUUAAGUCCAUAUGAAAUAUUUCUUGUUUUAUGCUUAAUAUAAUUGGUGAACAGCCAUAUAGAUGAAGUACUUACCAUAGAUACAACUGGGUCAUUUAUAAUGCAAGUGAGUAAUCCAUGAUGAAACGUUCCAUGUUCACCUACCAAUAGCAAGUUACUCUACUCUUCUUGUGUACAUUCAUCUUUGGAAGCAAACAUCUGUUAUGUCUUUUUUUCAUCAUAACUGAAUUUGAAUGUUCAACAGUUAUGACUGGUGUGAAUAGAAAGUAAUUUCCUAACUGUAAUGUAUUUCUUCUUAUUUAUCAAAAUUUACAAUUUUUCCAUUCUUCAUCUUAGUAAUUAAUGUUUUUGUUUGUUUAAAAAGAAUAUUGUAAAUUGUGAUGUUUGCUGCUUUGAUAAGAUUGUUCCCUUUUCAUAAAAGUUUUCCAGCAGU
Macrobrachium nipponense is the source of this 2233-nucleotide messenger RNA. It is a transcript of the gene Elp4, whose product is annotated as elongator complex protein 4-like. Lineage: Eukaryota; Metazoa; Arthropoda; Malacostraca; Decapoda; Palaemonidae. The record is from RefSeq and is a predicted model, not a curated record. Gene Ontology annotation, biological process: tRNA wobble uridine modification. Gene Ontology annotation, cellular component: transcription elongation factor complex; cytoplasm; elongator holoenzyme complex.